This is a messenger RNA of Leptosia nina, 348 nucleotides long. The record is from the annotation of a GenBank genome assembly. NCBI's taxonomy places the organism in Eukaryota, Metazoa, Arthropoda, Insecta, Lepidoptera, Pieridae.
AUGAACUGCCAUGACAAACGACCGCAAGUUAGCUUCAAAAUAGACAGUUCGAAUCCUACUAAAUUCAAUAGUCUGCCGAGAAGGAAGUCGUCAACGUACGCCGAGGAAAGUUUCCAAAGGAAUACACCAGCGCGACGCUCGGCCGGACAUGCUGAUCGGUGUAUAGAAUAUUUUGUGCCAAGAAGUUUAAGUGAGUUUAACUUGAGCGGGGCCGGAGCGGGGGAGUUUUGUGCGAUAAGUACGUUCGGUGAGAAGAGCAGGCGGGACAGGCGUGAUAAAAUGGUUACCUUUGAAGACGAUCGGUCCGUUGAGACUGGUAGCGCGCUCCCAGACGAUGUGUUUAUGUAA